Molecule: messenger RNA, 2634 nt
Organism: Eublepharis macularius
Lineage: Eukaryota; Metazoa; Chordata; Lepidosauria; Squamata; Eublepharidae
Product: histone-arginine methyltransferase CARM1-like
Exons: 13
Coding region: 242-1651 (469 amino acids)
Biological process (GO): peptidyl-arginine methylation
Molecular function (GO): protein-arginine N-methyltransferase activity
Source: RefSeq, a predicted model, not a curated record
UGCCCGAGAAAGCUAGGAGGCGUCUCAGAUGGGGAGCUUGUUUAUCAGGGAAGCCCAGCCAGCGCCUCUCCCUUUCCCAAGCUCUCCGCCGUUCCCCUUCCCGCUCUGUUCUUUUCCUCGUUCCUCGUGUGAAGGGUAAGGAGCCCGGAAGGCGGAGCUGCCGCCGCUGCCUGCAGGAACCCGUCUCUCCAGCGGCAGCGGCCUCCGCUGUGCGUGGCUGGCUGGGCGGAGGGCAGAACCCAUGGCGGCUCCACCGCCCCGGCUCUUGCGGUACAGCGUGAAGCUGCUUUUCCUCAGCGAGGAACAGCUCCUGGAGGGGCUGCACCUCUCCCAUCCCAGCCAGAAAGCGCUCCAGCUGGAGGUGCAGCCGCGAGAGGACGACGCCGAUAUGACCGUGACAGACGCUGAUGGAGUCUGUGUGUUCAAAUGUUUGGUAAACAAAGAUACUGAAUAUUGUCGUGUGGGAAAAGAGUCUGUUUUGAUAACACUUGGAUACACCAGUGCCUUACUCCAGUUCAGGUCACAUUCUGAAUAUAGCAUGUUUUCAAAUGCACUUAAAAACUGCAGAAAUCAGAAGAAGGAGCAUUCUGUAUUCAAUCAGAGAACAGAAGAAGCCUCUGCAGCUCAAUAUUUUCAGGUAGCAGUCCAUUGCAUCACAAUCCUAUCAGAGUUUUAUGGCUGCCUGUCCCAACAGCAGAAUAUGAUGCAGGAUUUUGUAAGGACAGCCACGUAUCACAGAGCAAUACUACAGAACCACAUAGAUUUUCAAGAUAAGGUGGUCUUAGAUGUUGGCUGUGGAUCAGGGAUCCUUUCAUUUUUUGCCGUGCAAGCUGGAGCUAGAAAAGUCUACGCUGUUGAAGCUAGCGCUGUGGCUAAAUAUGCUGAGAUUCUAGUACGAAGUAAUAAUCUUGGUGACAAAAUAAACGUUCUGUCAGGAAAAAUUGAGGAAAUCUCCCUUCCUGAGAAUGUAGAUGUUAUUAUUUCUGAACCAAUGGGUUAUAUGCUGUUCAAUGAGAGGAUGCUGGAAAGUUACCUCCACUCCAAAAAAUGGUUGAAGUCAAAUGGAAUGAUGUUUCCAACAUUUAGUGACAUUCAUUUGGCUCCUUUUUCCGAUGAACAGCUCUACAUGGAACACUACUCCAGAGCCAAUUUUUGGUAUCAGCAAUGUUUUUAUGGGGUCAAUCUGUCCAGCCUCCGCAAUGCAGCUGUGGAUGAAUACUUCAGACAACCUAUUGUAGACACGUUUGACAUUCGAAUUCUGAUGGCACGAACAGUGAAAUACACUGUCAACUUUAUAGAAGCAGAAGAAGAAGAUUUGCACAGAGUGGAAAUCCCCUUCGUUUUUCAAAUGAUGCAGUCUGGGCUAAUCCAUGGUUUGGCAUUUUGGUUUGAUGUGGCAUUUGUCGGCUCACUGGUAACAGUGUGGCUGUCAACUGCUCCAACAGAACCUCUGACUCAUUGGUAUCAAGUACGCUGCCUUCUUCAAACACCUCUCUUUGCUAAAGAAGGAGAAACUCUUUCAGGGAAAGUCCUAUUUGUAGCAAAUAAACGGCAAAGUUACGACAUCCAGAUUAUUGCUGUAGUGGAUGAGACUGGCUUUAAGUCAGGCAAUGUCCUUGAUUUAAAGAAUCCGUUUUUUAGGUAUGCUUAGAUUAUACUUUUAUGGUCCUGCUGGAAGAAAAACCAGGAUUUGCAACCAAACCAAGAAGCCUCUGAGGUUGAAAGUGUGAAUACUGAACAUGCUUCUUCUUCUGUGAAAUCUAACUGUACAUAUCUGGAAGAAAAUAUUUUAUGCAUAUUGUGUAAUAAGGAGAUAUUUGUGCAGUUCCACCUUUUCUGAAUAGCAAUCAGAUCUUGAACAUGUCUGUUUGCUAGGUAUUUCCUUCUAUGUUCAAUGGUACUUGCCUGAUAAUACAUUUACUUCCAUUGAAAACGUUGGGACUGAGAAAUGUGUAUAGGAAUGGAGUGCCACAGCCUCAUGUUUUCACAUUUGAGUUACUUUGUUUCUUUGCUCCAGUUGAUCAAUGAUGUGCCAUGGUCGGUCUCUUGACCCAAACAAUUACUAUUUGGGGGGGGGGGAGGGGGGAAGAUUUUAUUGCAAACUGGUUUGGCAGCUUGCUACGGAGGUGUAAAGCAAUGUGAGGAUGGUGGCCUCUAACCAGGAUUCUCAGGCUCUGGUGCCCCACCUCCUGAGGGUGUCUGAUGGGUAGGAAUUUUCUUUUUGUUUGGCUUCAGUCUUUACUUUUUCUUACCCCAAGGAAUAUUCCUAACAAAGCCUACCUCAUGUUUCUGUAUAUAUAUGUAUAUAUAUGAGUAGGAUACAGUGUGAAUCAUACUCAGGCUCUAUUUCAAGAUAUGUUUAAAUACUUGCAGCUUAUUCUCAGAUGGCCAGUAUUAAAAAGUUACCAUCUCACAGCACAAUGGCACUAAACCCUGACAAAUGUUCCUGUCCUAAAUUAUUUAAUGGUUGAAUGAUCCGGGACUGUCCACAUCAGUUGACAGGCUUGGCUUCAUAAACUCAUUCAAUAUUAGUAGAAUAAUUUCUCUACAUCUGUAUUUCUGUACAUCAUACAUUCUGUAGAUAAUACAACUGGAACUGUAUAUUUACGCUUUACAAUAAAAUUUCAUUAUAAA